Sphaeramia orbicularis (orbiculate cardinalfish) is the source of this 3957-nucleotide messenger RNA. It is a transcript of the gene adam17a, whose product is annotated as ADAM metallopeptidase domain 17a. The record is from RefSeq and is a predicted model, not a curated record. The transcript is spliced from 20 exons. Gene Ontology annotation, cellular component: plasma membrane. Gene Ontology annotation, biological process: membrane protein ectodomain proteolysis; Notch signaling pathway. NCBI's taxonomy places the organism in Eukaryota, Metazoa, Chordata, Actinopteri, Kurtiformes, Apogonidae. Bases 113 to 2713 code for a protein of 866 amino acids. Gene Ontology annotation, molecular function: metalloendopeptidase activity.
GAUGUUUACCACUCGUUGCACUUCCGGGUUGCUCACUCCGUUAUCUCAGACCAAACAAAACCACAAACUUAUGACAAUGACAGUAUUAGCAUAGCCCGCAUACUUGCGUAACAUGAAGAGCAUACUUUUAUUUGCGCUUUUCGCUCCUUGUUGGGUCAACAGCGCCAUUAAAUCAAGAAUUUCUACAGAGGAGGAACGUGAGAAAAAGCCCGAAUACGAUGCACUAAAUUCCAUCCUGUCAGAUUAUGAGGUUCUGCCAUCGUCAGGCCUCCAGCUGCACUCUGUCAGGAAGAGGGAUGUCCACACCCAGUCCCACCUGGAGCGACUGGUGAGCUUCAGAGCUCUGCACAGAAAUUUCAAGCUUUACUUGACCACCAAUACAGACCUCUUCACUGACAACUUUAAAGCUGUAUUUGUUGAUAAGCAUGGAAGGGAAAAGAACUACGACGUCCAGCUUCAAAACUAUUUCAAUGGCCACGUCGUUGGAGAAGAAAAUUCACGUGUGCAGGCACACAUAGAUGGAGAUGAGUUUUCUGCUCACAUACUAACUGAUGAAGCUGAGUACAAUGUUGAGCCCCUGUGGAGGUUUACAAAUUCUCCAACUGAUGGUAGGCUGCUAGUGUAUCGCUCCGAUGACAUCAAGAACCUGAGCCGCAUUGCCUCUCCAAAAGUGUGUGGUUAUAUGCAUGCACAGGCUACAGACCUGUUGCCACAAACGGCGAGAAGGGAUUGGCAGGAGCAGGAGCAGGUGGACCAAGGAAAGGACUUCCAUCAGAGAGCGAAGAGACAAGUCCACGACCAUAAGAAGAACACAUGUCCCCUGCUGUUGGUGGCAGACUAUCGCUUUUUUAGACACAUGGGCCGUGGACAAGAGAGCGUCACCCUCAACUACCUGAUUGAGCUGAUUGAUCGAGUCGAUGACAUUUACCGGAACACAACUUGGGAUGAUGAGUUUAAAGGCUAUGGAGUUCAGAUCCACCAGAUAAUUAUCAACAAGGAGCCUACGAAGCCUCCACCCGGCUGCCAUCCUAUCAGCUGGGUCCAUUAUAACAUGGAGAACAGCUCGACAGGACAGGAGGCCUGGGAUGUAAAGAAACUUCUGGAGCAAUUCAGUGCUGACAUAGCUGACAACGCCUCCACUGUAUGUCUGGCCCACCUGUUCACCUACCAGGACUUCGCAGAGGGGACGCUGGGGCUGGCCUACGUGGCCCCAUCUAAACCUCAUGCUCUGGGCGGACUCUGCCCUCGACCAUACUACCCAUCUGCCUCUGCCAAGAAACCCAGUUACCUCAACACAGGCCUGACCAGCACCAAGAAUUACGGCAAAACCAUCUUAACAAAGGAGGCAGAUUUGGUGACCACUCAUGAGCUGGGACAUAAUUUUGGAGCAGAGCAUGACCCUGACAACAUUCGUUUCUGUGCUCCCACUGACGACCAGGGUGGGAAGUUCGUCAUGUACCCUAUUGCUGUGAGUGGAGACCACGUCAACAAUAAGCGUUUCUCCAACUGCAGCAAGACCUCCAUAGGAAAAACGCUGCGUUUUAAGGCUCCUGUGUGCUUCAAAGAGAGGAACAGCAAGGUAUGUGGGAACUCUCGGGUGGAGGAAGGGGAGGAGUGUGACCCGGGGCUACUUCACCUCAAUGAUGACCUAUGCUGCACAUCGGAUUGCAAGUUCAAACCUGAUUCUCAGUGCAGUGACAGAAACAGCCCGUGCUGCAGGAAUUGCAAAUUUGAAUUGGCAGGAACACGGUGUCAGGAGGCAAUCAAUGCUACAUGUAAAGGCAUAUCCUCCUGCACAGGCAACAGCAGUAAAUGUCCACCCCCUGUAAAUGCCGACGAUGGCACUGUGUGUGUCGACAACGGCAGGUGUCGCAGCGGAGAAUGCAACCCUUUCUGUGAGGCCGAGCAGAACCUUCAGUCAUGUGCCUGCAACGAAACCGAGGAUUCCUGUAAAGUGUGCUGUAGAAAAAAGGAUGGCACCUGCUCUCCCUUUGUCCAGGCCAAUGGAAGUUUUCUAUACCUUCGCAAAGGAAAACCCUGCACUGUGGGAUUCUGUGACGAGACUGGAAAGUGCAUGAAGCAGGUGCAGGAUGUGAUCGAGAGGCUGUGGGAUUUCAUCGAUAAAUUGAACAUCAACACAUUUGGGAAGUUCCUGGCUGAUAACAUCGUCGGCUCUGUUGUUGUGUUUUCCCUCGUCUUCUGGAUUCCUUUAAGUAUCCUGGUGCAUUGUGUGGACAAAAGGCUUGAUCAGCAGUUUGAGGAGAACACCAAGUCCUUCUACUACCCUCCAAGUCAGAUGGUGGAAGUUUGUAAUAGAGCUCCCGCCAUAGAGUCAAGACAUGCUGAGCAACCUCGAGUCAACAUCCGUGCGCAUCGUCAAGCCUCCUCAGCCUCCCUCCUCCUCCGCAGGCCGGACCGCGCCCUCCUCCCUGCCCCCGCUGAACCAGGCCGGGGCGCCUCGCGUGGCCAGCAGCAGUACCCAGGCCCCAGGUCCGAACUACGUCCCCACCCCGGACAGCGCCGGGGGACCGCGGAUGGCCACAAUCCAGGAGGACACCAGCAGCGACUCUCACCAGGGCGAGGAGGCCCCGCCAGAAGAUUCCACAACCGCAGGAGCCUCCUCGUUGGCUACGAAAUCCUCCUUCGAGGAUCUGACAGAACCGAACCCAACAGCCAGGGACAGACGGCGCCUCAAGAGGCAGGAGUGCAUUGACACUAAAGAGACUGAGUGCUGAGAGUUGACCAACAGUCACUCUGGUCUCAAACACAUACAACCUGCCAUGUAUUUUAGGGAACAUGCAAAUAGACGCAGCAUCAUAUCAGUUUUACAUAUUAAAAAAGGCACAACCAGAAAAUGUAGAAAGGCAAUAGCACACAUGUACACACCUGAGGAUAACAGAGGAGUCAAACACUAGAUCUGGAUCAAAUUCAGUCAGUUGUAAGGGACUGAAAUCUGUACACCACUGCUAUUAAAAUAGCUACUCAGUGAUUUGAUGUCAUGUGCUUGUGGUGAAAUAAAGCUGUGCCUUGUUUAGUUUCAAGCCCCUUUUUCGCAGACCAAUCGCGGGCCGGUUCCCCAAACACACUGUAGGAACAAAAAGACACAAAUCAUGAGGUUCUGUUAGCUUUGUCCACUGUAAUUUUUUUUUUAAAGUGAGAUUUUUUUUCUUUACUAAACACAACCUAUUUAAAGCCUCUGUCUCGUUUGCUUCAUAUAUUGAAAUCUUUCAGUCUGAUGAAUUCAGUUUAAGUUGCUUUCAGAACUAUGGACAUUAAACUUGUUUGUACUUUGCAUCAUAAGUGCACUAAAAGUAUUGUUCACAUCACUGGAGGAUUAUGUUUUAUAAAUGUUAACUUUGCUGUGACUACAAUAUUUCUUUUACCCCUUCGUGCUUAAAACGCAACAAUUUAAAACUGUGCAAGGUUCAGUUGGUAAUCUCAGUGUUAAAUGUAAUUCAGCUGAUGAAAUAACAUAAUUGAACUUUAUUUAUUUUAAUCUUCUGCGUGAUGACAUUCUGUGUGUUUGACCCCUGUACAAAGAAAAGUUGUGCCUUGUCUAAUUUUGUGCCUGACUUUUUCCAAUCGAUUUACUUUGCUGUGAAAAUUCCCAGUUGAUGAAGUCAUACCUUGACAUAUUCCAUUUUUUUCCCCCAGAAGAAAUAUUUCGAGGUGCUCAGAUGUUACUUUCCACAUCAUCUUUUACCCGUUUCAUUCAUGCACUUCUCUCACGUCUGUCUCACCACUGUUGCCUGUUGUGCCAUAUGUUAAAGGUGUAAAAAGUAUAUUUAACUGUAGGUCAUGUAUCUAACGUUGAUUGUGCUGGAUGGAUGUGAACUGUUACAAUUAACAGAUGUGGGUCAUAUAUAAAAUUCUAUGUAUAUUAAUGUUUCUAUGCCUGUGAUUUUUAAGUUACUUGUUCACGCACAUCUUAAUAAAAACUUUAUUGUGCAUUUUGAA